AUGUUGGCCGGUCGGUCAGCAAAGGACGGCUAUCGGACUGUACGUGAGCGCAGGACUCUGUAUCUGGAGCAGUGGACGUCCCAGGGCGCUGGGUCUGGAGCAGUGGACAUCCCAGAGCCUGAUGACCAGGGAAACCUGUUUUCUUCUGACGUUAAGAAGAGUAAGUGGCAGCGGCCUCCGGUACCAAAGAUCAACCCGAAAGAGGACAGCAUCACGUUCCAGCAGGUGGAGCUCGAGUACUAUGUGGGGACUUAUGUCGCUGGAAUGCCUGGGAAUAGGCAGGGUCCCGUUCCUGUUACUCGAAUGUUUGGAAUUACAAUGGAGGGGAACAGUGUGUGCUGUCACAUCCAUGGAUUUAUGCCAUAUUUCUAUGUCCCGGCACCUGCUGGUUUCAGUCCAGAACACCUCCAUGACUUUCAGCGGGAGCUGAACAGCAUUGUGAUUAAGGACAUGAGGUCAAACAAGGAUAACAUCUCUCAAGUGGUACUGGCAGUCGAUAUCUGUCAGAAGGAGAGUAUGUACGGCUACGGAGGAAACACAAAGACACCAUUCCUAAAGAUCACAAUGGCACUGCCUCGCCUAAUUGCCCCAGCUAAACGGCUGCUGGAACAAGGAUUCUACUUUGGUUCAAUGCCAAUGAGCAACUAUCAGUCAUAUGAGGCCAACAUUGACUUCGAAAUCAGAUUCAUGGUGGAUUGCGAUGUUGUUGGCUGUAACUGGAUUGAAUUACCCGCUGGGAAAUAUCGGAUAAGGGAAGACCAACCUACAGGGCACAAUCGCAAGAAGGUGACACUGGCACAGAUGGAGGUAGACGUGGCCUGGACAGACUUCGUCAGCCACGCCGCUGAGGGCGAGUGGCAGAAAAUCGCUCCGCUCCGUGUGCUCAGCUUCGACAUUGAAUGUGCCGGCAGGAAGGGUAUUUUCCCGGAGGCUGACAAGGACCCUGUGAUACAGAUCGCCAACAUGGUACUGCGGCAGGGGGAGAAAGACCCCUUCAUCCGUAACGUCUUCACCCUCCGGUCUUGUGCCAGCAUUGUGGGGUCACAGGUCUUCUGCUUCGAGAAUGAGAACGAGCUUCUGAAGGCUUGGUCGGAGUUUAUCCGAGUGGCCGACCCUGAUAUAAUUACCGGAUACAAUAUUCAGAACUUUGACAUGCCGUACUUGAUCAACAGAGCACAAGUGCUCAAGGUGUCAACUUUCCCAUUCCUGGGUCGUAUUCCCACCUUAAAGUCAGUAAUCCGGGAGACCGCAUUCCAGUCGCGUCAGAUGGGUCGCAGGGAGAACAAAGUCAUCAACACAGAGGGAAGAGUGCAGUUUGAUCUCCUGCAGGUGCUGCUGCGAGACUACAAACUCAGGUCAUACUCACUCAACGCUGUCAGCUUCCACUUCCUGCAGGAACAGAAGGAAGAUGUCCAGCAUUCGAUUAUUACAGACCUGCAGAAUGGUAAUGAACAGACUCGAAGGCGGCUGGCUGUUUACUGCCUGAAGGAUGCCUACCUGCCCCUCCGGCUGAUGGAGAAGUUGAUGUGCGUCAUUAACUACAUGGAGAUGGCCAGAGUUACAGGGGUACCUCUCUCCUACCUCCUCUCACGUGGCCAGCAAAUCAAAGUCGUUUCUCAGUUGCUCCGACAGGCAAUGAAGCAUGACCUGGUGAUGCCUGUGGUGAAGACAGAGAGCGGAGAGGACUACACUGGGGCCACUGUCAUUGAACCCGUUAAAGGUUAUUAUGAUGUUCCAAUUGCCACCCUGGAUUUCUCCUCCCUGUACCCAUCCAUAAUGAUGGCACAUAACCUGUGUUACACCACUCUGCUGAGGCCAGGGGCUGUGGACAAGUACAGUAUUUCUUCAGACAAAUUCAUUAAGACUCCAACAGGCGAUCAGUUCGUCAAGGCAUCAGUCAGAAAGGGUCUUCUUCCAGAGAUUCUGGAAAAUCUUCUGACGGCCAGGAAAAAGGCAAAGACAGAACUAAAGAAAGAGACAGACCCAUUCAAACAAAAGGUGCUGGAUGGUCGACAACUAGCACUGAAAGUGAGUGCCAAUUCAGUGUAUGGUUUCACUGGAGCCCAGGUUGGCAAAUUACCUUGCCUGGAAAUAUCACAGAGUGUCACUGGAUUUGGGCGACAAAUGAUUGAGAAAACGAAACAGCUGGUUGAAUCGAAGUACACCAUUGCAAAUGGCUACAAAGCAGAUGCCAAGAUUAUUUAUGGUGACACAGAUUCUGUGAUGUGUAAACUGGGGACACAGACGGUGGAAGAAAGCAUGGCACUCGGUCGCGAGGCAGCUGAGUGGGUCUCGAGUCACUUCAUCCCCCCUAUUAAACUCGAGUUUGAAAAGGUGUAUUUCCCUUACCUGCUCAUCAACAAGAAGCGCUAUGCUGGUCUAUAUUUCUCUUCAAGCCCGAACACCCAUGAUAAGAUGGAUUGCAAGGGGAUAGAGACGGUGAGACGAGAUAACUGCCCAUUGGUGGCCAACCUGAUCAACACCUGCCUUCAGAAAAUCCUAAUUGACAGGGACCCCCAAGGAGCAGUGGAGCACGCCAAGGACGUUAUUUCUGAUUUGCUAUGUAAUCGGAUCGACACCUCACAGCUGGUGAUUACCAAGGAGCUGACGCGGACGGCCGAUGAGUACGCGGCGAAGCAGGCACACGUGGAGUUGGCAGAAAGGAUGCGAAAGCGAGAUGCCGGGAGCGCUCCUAACCUUGGAGACAGAGUUCCCUACGUAAUCAUCAGUGCUGCAAAAGGUGCGGCAGCCUACAUGAAGUCGGAGGAUCCGAUCUAUGUUCUGGAGAACAACAUUCCGAUCGACACGCAGUAUUAUUUGGAGCAGCAGCUUGCAAAACCCCUCUUGAGAAUCUUUGAGCCCAUCCUGGGAGAAGCCAAAGCUGAGGCUGUGCUUUUGAAGGGAGAGCACACAAGAUGCAAAACUGUGUUGACGUCAAAGGUGGGCGGUCUUAUGGCCUUUGCAAAGAAACGAAGCACAUGUAUAGGAUGCAAAGCUGUUUUGAAUGAUGGCGGUGCUGUCUGCAGUUACUGUAGAUCUCGUCAAUCAGAGCUGUAUCAGAAGGAGAUAUCUCAGUUGAAGCUGCUGGAGGAGAAGUUUUCGCGCUUGUGGACACAGUGCCAGCGAUGUCAAGGCAGUCUGCAUGAGGAAGUACUUUGCACCAGUCGAGAUUGCCCCAUAUUCUACAUGCGGAAGAAAGUGCAGAAGGACCUCGGUGAUCAGGAGAAGGUGAUGGUGCGGUUUGGACCACCAGCCUGGUGAGGUGAGGAGCGGAGCGGGGCGCUGCCAUCAGGAUGAGGAGAACAGAGCAGCACUUUUCAAACCCCAAUCUAUGGAGACUCUUUGUGUGAAGGAUCUGGAGCCAGCUGUAUUUCUCCACUGACUACCAUUUUGUGAGAGGUUUAGCAGAUACAGGUUUCCCUGAUGUUCUGAUUGAAAAUACCUUCCUAAUAACCUUAUAAAACGUUCUGUGUCUGAUGUAGCGCAGGCGUCCUUGUGUGGAUAGUAGCAAGUUGUGGGAUGUUUGUGUCUAAACGCUUAUCAGGCCAAGGAGAUGACUGGUCAAAUAAAAUGUCCUGAUUUUUGUUCCCAAGAGCAUCACAGUGAAGAGCAAAUUGUCAAUGAUUAUUUUUAUAAAGUGUUGGAAUUGGUACGUUUGUUUUGUAAAUGCACCAUGUUACAAGAAGUUGAAUUAUUAUUUUGUUACCCGGUUCAUUGGCUGAAUUAUUAGAUCAAUGGAUUUCUUGCAGCAUCUCAUCUGCAUGAGAAUUUGAAAUGAAAUGCUGCUUCACUCCAAAUUAAGGAUCAGUAAUGUUCAGUAGGUCGAGGGAUUUGUUAAGUUGGAGGAUUUUUCCCCAUCUACAACCAUUUAGUACAUUACUGCCUUUUGCUGUCUGUCCCCCUUCAUAUCAUGGGAGAAAGGAUGGAAGCAAUGUCUAAGCUAUGAGGUGAACCAAAGGUCACAGGAGAUAUUGGCUUAAAAAUGGCGUGAGAAACCAAAUGGCCUCAAUUUUAAUUGUAAAUUUCCUAACUAUGAACAGUACCCCAUCAUCCCUGUGUGUAGUCAAACCAUCAGUGCCACACAGGGCCACAGAGUGCUGGAGUAACUCAGCGGGUCAGGCAGCAUCUGUAUAGAACAUGGAUAGGUGAUGUUUCACAGA
Messenger RNA from Amblyraja radiata (thorny skate), 4160 nucleotides. RefSeq names its product polymerase (DNA directed), delta 1, catalytic subunit (gene pold1). Gene Ontology annotation, cellular component: delta DNA polymerase complex. Gene Ontology annotation, molecular function: nucleotide binding; DNA-directed DNA polymerase activity; 3'-5'-DNA exonuclease activity. The coding region runs from base 1 to 3261 and encodes 1086 amino acids. Lineage: Eukaryota; Metazoa; Chordata; Chondrichthyes; Rajiformes; Rajidae. The record is from RefSeq and is a predicted model, not a curated record. Gene Ontology annotation, biological process: nucleotide-excision repair, DNA gap filling; DNA-templated DNA replication; DNA replication proofreading. The transcript has 26 exons.